Messenger RNA from Penicillium alfredii, 2205 nucleotides. RefSeq names its product multicopper oxidase abr1 (gene abr1). Gene Ontology annotation, biological process: cellular response to iron ion starvation; reductive iron assimilation. The record is from RefSeq and is a predicted model, not a curated record. The transcript has 8 exons. Gene Ontology annotation, molecular function: copper ion binding; ferroxidase activity. Gene Ontology annotation, cellular component: high-affinity iron permease complex. The coding region runs from base 1 to 2205 and encodes 734 amino acids. NCBI's taxonomy places the organism in Eukaryota, Fungi, Ascomycota, Eurotiomycetes, Eurotiales, Aspergillaceae.
AUGUAUAAAUUGAGCUUGGUUUUUCUGGCCACUUGGAUCGCCCAGCUUGUGGCGGCCAAGGAUGUCCACCUCGACUGGAAUGUCACUUGGGUCAACGCGGCUCCAGAUGGCUUCGAGCGGCCAGUGAUUGGCAUCAACGGCCAGUGGCCAUGUCCACAGGUCGACGUGGAUGUCGGUGAUCGUUUGAUCGUGAAUGUGUACAACGGCCUUGGAAAUCAGUCCACGGGCGUCCACUGGCACGGAUUCCACCAGUACCACAGCGGCGUGAUGGACGGGGCAACCGGUGUCACGCAGUGUCCCAUUGCCCCGGGCCAGCACAUGCAGUACAACUUCGAGGCCAACCAAACCGGCACUUACUGGUACCACUCGCACAACAUGGGCCAGUACCCCGAUGGGUUCCGCGGUGCGUUGAUCGUGCAUGAUCCGUCGCCGCCAUUUCACUUCGACGAUGAGUUCACCAUCACCUUGAGUGACUGGAACCAUCGCCAGAUGCCGGAUCUCCUGAACGAGUACGAGUCGCAGGAGAAUGAGAAGGCGUUCCAUGGCCGCGAGCCUCUUCCCGACUCUGCAUUGAUCAACGACUCAACCAACACCAAGAUCAAGGUCGAGCCCAACAAGACCUACUUGGUCCAUGUGAUCUGCGUCGGAAACUUCCCUGGCCACACCUGGGUGUUCGAUGGCCAUGACAUGACCGUGGUUGAAGUGGACGGAGUCUACGUCGAGCCGUACCAAGCCAAAGACAAGUUCCUGCGUAUCGCAACUGGACAGCGCACCAGCGUUCUGAUCCACACCAAGCCUGACACCAGCAAGAACUUUGCUAUUUGGGACACGAUGGACGUGAACAUGAUGUUUGUCUACGAGCAUCGCGACAUUCCCGCCAACUACAAUCCCAAUGUCACAGCCUGGCUUGUGUACGACGAAGCGCAGCCCCUACCUGCUCCGCCGCAGUUCCCAGGAUUUGAAUUUGUGGAUGACCUCGCCUUCGUGCCGAAGGACCACGAGCCGCUGCUGCAGCCCGUCGACCACCAGAUUGUGCUGGACACAUUCAGUAAGGAAAUCAACGGCGUUACGCGGUACACUAUCAACAACGAGACCUACCUGCCCCCGGAGGUGCCAACCAUCUAUACUGCCAAUACCAUUAGACCCGACCUGGUCUCCAACCCGAAGGUGUAUGGCCAUGUCAACCCUAUUGUGGUCAAAUACGGUCAGGUGGUAGAGAUUGUCAUUAACAAUCAUCACCCCAACCUCCACCCGUGGCACUUGCACGGCCACCAUUUCCAGGUUCUUCAGAGAUCAGCCGUCGAUGGUGGCUACUUCAGUGGUUACUACAAGAACGUCUCGUCGACCCCCGUCCGACGCGACACCAUCAUGGUCCAGAACAACGGCCAUGUCGUUAUUCGCUUCCUCUGGAUGCUCCACUGCCACAUCGAGUGGCACGUCGAGGCUGGCCUGAUGGCCACACUUAUCGAGGCACCCGAGACGUUCCCCAACUCCCUCGAGGCACCUCCGAAGGACCACUACGAUGUCUGCGCCGCGUACCCUCAGCCUAUCAACGGUAAUGCUGCCGGCAAACAGGGCCUGGACCUCGGCGGUGCCAACACAGUUGUUGGGGUCGGAAAUCAUGGUGCUAUGUACCCGCCGCCGGACCAAAAGCCCGCCCCGGGUGAGCCCGAGCCUGAGGACCCUCAGCCCUCAUCGCAGCCACCGCCACCCGAACCAACAGCUACCAAGCCCAACCCGCCGCACACUCCUCAUGCUAAGCCGCCGAAGCCUCAGUCGCCCGAGCCCCAGGAACCCAAACCACAGCCUCCUGCUCCCCAAGAGCCCGCUCCUCAGCAGGCCCCGGCCCCUCACCCCGAGCCUUACGCUCCUCAGUACUACCCAUUCCCGGUUUCUCCGCCUCCUCCGCCGCCUCAUGAGCAGGAUGUCCAUGUGCACUCGGGAGACGCCAACCUACCAUGGCCUCGGCCUAACACCGACGAGGGGCACGCCCAGGUCAAUGAUCACCCCAUUGGCCCCCACAACCCCGCUGAUGAUAAGCCUAUCGUUGCUCACAGCGAGGAUCCGAAGGGCCCAUGGCCACACCCAUACAAGAACAAGGGGUAUGUUCUGGAUGGAGACCACCACAUCAAGACCCACGAUUCGGGGGCCGAUGAUCUCCCCCACGGCUGGAAGUACUAUGAGCAGUACGAGCAUGGGCAGUAG